Dictyostelium purpureum is the source of this 3023-nucleotide messenger RNA. RefSeq lists its product as uncharacterized. Gene Ontology annotation, cellular component: endosome. The record is from RefSeq and is a predicted model, not a curated record. The coding region runs from base 42 to 2951 and encodes 969 amino acids. NCBI's taxonomy places the organism in Eukaryota, Evosea, Eumycetozoa, Dictyosteliales, Dictyosteliaceae. The transcript is spliced from 6 exons. Gene Ontology annotation, biological process: endocytic recycling.
UUAUUAUUUAUUAAUUUUAUAAAUUAAUAGUAGUAUUUAAAAUGUCAUCCCCAACUCCAUCAACACCACAACAACAACAACCACAAUAUUUAUUAAACCCAAAAAAGAAUUUUAAAAGCAAAACAUUAAGUGGUAGAGAAGUUGAUAGACAUCCAUUAAAUACAAUUACACCAAAAGAUGAAAAAACCAAACAAUCAUCAUUAACAUCAAAUACAUCAGUUAAAACAGAACAAGAAAAAGAACAAGAAUAUAAUAGUAGCAUCAAUCCAUUAUCAGAUACAAAUAAUAAUAAUGCAUUUUUUGACCCAUUAUCAAAAGAAAAUGAAAAAAAGCAUGAUCCAUUAUCAGAUACUAUAGCAUCAAUGGGUGGAUUAAAACUUAUUAAAGAAAAUCAUUUAACCAACUAUGUAGAUGAAAAUUUUAUGCCAUGGGACACAUUAAAACCAUCAAUUCUUCAACAAUAUACAUCAGAUGAGUCAACACCAAUCCAAGUAUCAUUCAUGUCAACUGGUAUCUCGGGUAAAGUUAAAAUCCCAAUUAAUCGUUUAAACAAGAUUUUAGAAGAAUUAGAACAAGAAAAAGAAGAAACUAAAAGUGCUCAACUUUCACAACCUGAUAUCAUUAUGGAUUUAGAAACAUUACACUCUGAAUUAUUAAAAGCAUGGAAUGCUGAAGAAAGAGUUAGAUCAUUAAAAAUUGCAAUUCAAACUGCUAAACUUUUAACAGAUACAUCAUUAAUUAAAUUUUAUCCAAGUAAAUUUGUAAUUGCAACAGAAAUUUUAGAUACAUUUGGUAAUUUAGUUUAUGACAGAAUUAAAAAAAGAUUACAAACCACUAAAGAUAACAAAAACAAUGAACACUUAUUAAAGGAACAAGCAAAAGAAACUUGUAGAAAUUGGUUUUAUAAAAUUGCAUCCAUUAGAGAACUUUUACCAAGAUUAUUUGUCGAAAUUUCAAUUCUUAAAUGUUAUGAAUUUAUUCAAGGCGAUAGUAACACUGAACCAAAAAUCGUUAUCAACAGAAUUAGUGAAAUGAUUAGAGGUAUUGGCAAUCCAUUAGUAGCCAAUUAUAUUAGAGCUUAUUUGACUAGAAGAUCAUUCGAUUUAUGCCCAGAAUACAAAAAAUUCAUCAUUCAACUCUUAAAAGAUUUUGUUUUCACUCAAAAAUCAAUGGAAAACUCAAAAUAUUUAGAAAACACUCUUCAAAUGUAUAGAAUUACUUUAACUGACUAUAUGGGUCUUUACUCACCAUCAUUGGAAUGGUUAUUACAAUGUUUAGCUCAUAAAACAACUCCAGAAACUUUAGAAGAGGUCUUGAGUCUCUUUAGAGAAAGUAAAAACUCUUUACUUUUAAAUCACAUUAUUAGCUCUUUCCCACCAGAUUAUAUUUGCAGCAACUCUACAAUGUUCUCAAACUUUAUCAAAGAUGCCGAUUCCCUCUCCUAUCCAAAAUAUCAAUUAUACAGUACCUUUGGUGUUAAUUUAGUUUUAGGUCACCCACCAAAAACACAAAUCCUCUCAAUUUUAAAUGAAGUAUGGAAGGUUGUUACAAAUUUUGAAAACAUUAAAGAUUAUAUUUCAGUUGCCGAAGUUUUUAUCGAAUAUGUUUUAACUCAUUGCUCUAUAAAAGAAACUGAUAUUUUCUUAAAAGAUAUCUUAAGACAUAUCAUUCCUGAUAAAGGUUAUGAAUCUAUUCAAUCACAUCUUCAAUCAAUUGUUUUAAAAAUUUUUACUCAUAUUUCAGAUUUUAGUGUUUUAGUUUCAUUGCCAAAUUUCUUACCUUUAUUAGAUUUAUUUAAUGGUGAAUCACAAAAACAAAUUAGUAGAUCAACAUUAGAAGCAUUAUCAAGUUCAAAUACAAUUACAUCAGAUCCAAUUUUAAUUAAUACAUUUUUAACCUAUGGUAAAGCAUUACAUGAUUCAUUAAAUAGUUUAAGCUUCCAAGAUGAAGUAAGACAAGUCACCAAUUUAGUUAUCAAUUGUAUCAAUAAAAUCGAUUUUGGUAGAGAUGUAGAAAAACAAUUAAAUUUUUAUGUAGAAUGCAGACAAACCUUUAUUAAUUUCGAUGGUGUAAAGAACAGAUUAGUUUAUGGUGUUAUUGAAAUUUGCGAAAAAACUUUAGCUUUAGUAAAAGGCAAACAUACUCCAAAAACAACAUCAUUCAUUAGAGCUUGUGUAGCAUAUUGUUUCAUCACAAUUCCAUCAAUUGAUGAUAUCUUUUUAAAAAUGAAUCUCUAUUUAGUAGCCUCAUCUGUUGCUCUCCAAAAUCAAGCUCUUUCUCAAGCUGAUGCUUUAUUAAAAGCUGCUAUCACUUUUAUUCAAGAAAUUCCACCAAUCCUCGAAUUUAAACAAGUUAAAUCAACUGAAGAUUGGACCAUCUCUUAUAUAUCAUCAUUCAUCUCAUUAUUAGUUGUUGCCCCAGGUCACCCUGAAAAUGGUCCAUUCUAUUUAGUUAAAGCUCUUCAUAAAGUUAUUAAAGAAUAUACAUGGGAAUCAGGCUCAACUGCCAAAGCCAAAAUCUUUAUUCAAUUGUUAGCUUUAUGUUCAAGUUGGUCUCAACAACAAUUGCCAUAUCAUAUCGAUAAAGUUGAAUCAAACGAUCAACUUUUCACUGAAGAUCCAGAGUUUACAACUGAAUUAACAGAACUUUAUAACUCUUUAAUUAAAGAAAUCUUAUCUGAAUUAAAUAACUUAAAAGAUGAACCAGAUAAUUUAACCCAGAAAAAAGUUUGUAACAUUUGUAUCGAUUUAAUUAAUAUGCUAUUAAAUGUUGGUGAAUUAAAUAGUAAAACCGCUUCAUUAAUAUUUAAUUUAUAUAAUAUGGCAAAGAAAAUAGUGCCACCAACCUCUGGUGAAUCUGUAUAUCUUAAAAAUACUUUAUCCUAUAUUGGUUCAUUAGCCGAUUCAAAAAUGUGCCAAGAUAUUUACAAUAAAAUCAACUCUUCUUCCUAAAAAAAAAAAUCUUCAAUUCCAACAAAUAAAUCUAAAAAAAAUAAAUUUAAAAUAAAAAAUAAAUUUAAUAUU